This is a messenger RNA of Suillus subalutaceus, 1368 nucleotides long. RefSeq names its product cytochrome P450. NCBI's taxonomy places the organism in Eukaryota, Fungi, Basidiomycota, Agaricomycetes, Boletales, Suillaceae. The record is from RefSeq and is a predicted model, not a curated record. Gene Ontology annotation, molecular function: oxidoreductase activity, acting on paired donors, with incorporation or reduction of molecular oxygen; heme binding; iron ion binding. The transcript has 14 exons. The coding region runs from base 1 to 1368 and encodes 455 amino acids.
AUGCUACAGUUCCCUAACCUACCAAUUUAUGAUAAAACGCAACUCAUUCUCAAUGCUGCGGCUUGUGUUGGGGUAAUAGGAGUGGUUGUUUGGGCUUACCUUCGUAAAUCAGAUAGCCGCCUUCCUCUCCCACCUUCUCCUCCCACUUGGAGGCUUCGGGGUCACUUCCUACCACCUAACAAUGCAUCUUCCACUGUCAUGCGGUGGAUUGACGAGUAUGGCCCCUCUGAUUACAAUUCGCUCAGGAAUCCAGACCGUCGUAAUUAUCGGCCGCUACAAAGCUGCGGUGGAUAUAAUGGAGAAGCAGGAGCACUCCAUACGCAUCUCCAGCCCAAAUCAGCUGAGGCGUAUCAGCCUCUGCAGAUUUCACAAGCGAAAACCAUGAUUCUCAGCAUUCUUGACGAUCCAUGCAACUUCCAGAACCAUGUGACAACUUAUGCCACAACAGCGAUCAUGAAAAUUGCAUAUGGGAAGACCAUACCGACAUUGGCAACUGACCCUAAAAUCAGAGAAGCUCGCCAGCUCAUCAGGAGAUUAAAUCCAAUUCUGCACCAUGGUUAUUACUUGGUGGACUUGAUACCGUGGCUCAAAUACCUUCCUUGGUAUGCGCCAGAAUUAAAAGACGAGUUCAAGCGGACCAAGCGACUCUUCACAGACCAGCUGAACCGUGUGAAACUGCAGAUGCAGAGCAAUGAGGACAUCGGCCCUUCAUUUUCAAAAUACAUUCUAGAAAAUGGGCAUCUCUAUGGCUUGACAGAGACCGAGAUGGCAUAUCUUGCCGGCUCCUUUUUUGGAGCUGGAAUCAAAACUACUGCUGUGGCGAUAUCCAUGGUUGAGCUUGAUGCAGUCAUUGGAAGGGAGCAAGCACCGACUUUCGCCGACAAAACAUCCCUUCCUCAUCUGGAGGCCUUCAUCUCUGAAGCUUUGAGAUGGAGACCAGUGACUCCUGAAGGGUUUCCUCACCGAACUACUGAAGACGAAAACUAUUGCAUUCCAGCUGGAACUACGGUAACUGGCAACCACUGGGCCAUCUCUCGAGAUCCAGAAGUCUAUCCCGAGCCCGAUGCGUUCAAGCCCCAGCGCUGGAUUAAUGACCAAGGUUGCUUGAGAGACGAUCUCACGUUCUUUGUAUUUGGGUUUGGUCGGUGCGUAUGUCCAGGUCAACAUGUUGCGAACAGAUCAGUGUUCAUAAAUUUGCUUCUUAUUCUUUGGGCCUUCCAGCUCAGUCUGGAUCCUACGAAGCUGCAGGAUGACAUGGGGUUCACGAAUGUGAUGAUGCUAAAUGACCCUUGCACUAUUGAAUUUCAGACAAGGGUUCCAGAAGCGGAGCUUAGGCGUAUGAUGCAGAAUCAUCCUGAGUCUGGGUGA